This is a messenger RNA of Oreochromis niloticus (Nile tilapia), 2330 nucleotides long. RefSeq names its product multidrug and toxin extrusion protein 1. The coding region runs from base 113 to 1876 and encodes 587 amino acids. Gene Ontology annotation, cellular component: membrane. The record is from RefSeq and is a predicted model, not a curated record. Gene Ontology annotation, molecular function: xenobiotic transmembrane transporter activity; antiporter activity. The transcript has 17 exons. NCBI's taxonomy places the organism in Eukaryota, Metazoa, Chordata, Actinopteri, Cichliformes, Cichlidae. Gene Ontology annotation, biological process: xenobiotic detoxification by transmembrane export across the plasma membrane.
CAGCUGUGGCUGCAUCCUUUGCAGCAUCCUGGAGUGCAGCUAAGAUGACUGUGUGAGAGUAUAGAGAAAGAUUUCAGUGGAAGAACAUACAUUAGCAUCUGGGGCUGCAGACAUGGAGAGGUCCGGCGGCAAACUUUUUUGUUGUAGACAGGUGUGCCACAGGGUUCCUGUGGCCCACAGAGAGGAACUGUACCACAUCCUGAAGAUGACAGGGCCUCUGCUGCUCUCUCGAAUCCUCAAUUACCUGCUUCCGUUUGUGGUUACGAUGUUCUGUGGCCGUCUGGGAAAUGACGUGAUGGCUGGCUAUGGAUUAGCUUCUGCUACAAUUAAUGUUACCACUGCAGCAACAGGAUAUGGUCUGGGACUGGCAUGUGAUACUUUGGUGUCUCAGACUUUUGGUGCUAAAAAUCUACUCCGGGUGGGCGUGAUCCUUCAGCGGGGCAUAAUCAUCCUCUUGUUGUUCUGUCUGCCUUGCUGGGGUCUCCUCAUUAAUGCUCAGGCCAUCCUACUAUGUGUGGGCCAGGGCCCUGAGGUGGCCAGAAUAGCCCAGCUGUAUAUUACUGCCUUCCUUCCUGCUGUACCAGCAAUGUUUCUACAUCAUCUUCAGGUGUCUUACCUGCAGAACCAGGGAAUAAUACUGCCACAAAUGUAUAGUGCUGCUCUGGCAAACAUUGCAAAUGUGGUGACAAACUAUAUUUUUAUUCACUGGCUGGAUCUGGGUGUUGGUGGCUCUGCAGCUGCAAAUACUCUGUCUCAGAUUUACAUCUGUACUUUUCUGUUUGCUUACAUUUGGUGGAAGAGGCUUCAUGUAACAACAUGGGGAGGCUGGUCUGUAGAAUCACUGCAGGACUGGAGCUCCUACAUGAAGCUGGCUAUUCCCAGUACAUUAAUGAAAUGCUUUGAGUGGUGGGUUUAUGAGUUUGGGGGAUUCUUUGCAGGAAUGCUGAGCGAAAAUGAGCUGGCAGCCCAGCAUGCUGUCAUGAUGGUGGCUGUCAUAACAUAUAUGUUCCCUCUUGGUAUUCAAGCUGCGGCAUGUGCCCGGGUGGGUAAUGCUCUUGGUGCAGGAGACACUGGCAGAGCACUCCUAACUAGCAAGAUGUCCCUGACUCUUGCAGGUGGCAUUGCAGUUGUAGAAGGCCUUGUCCUUGGCUCCAUCAAAACAGUGAUUGGCUUCGUCUUCACGUCAGAUGAGAAGAUCAUAGGUCUGGUCUCACAGCUGAUGAAUGCUUACUGUUUCCUUCAGUUCUUUGAUGGUCUCGUGUGUGUGUGCACAGGUAUUUUCUUAGGCACAGGGAAACAGAAGAUUCCAGCUGUGGCUAAUUUCAUUGGAUACUACUGCAUAGGGCUUUCUCUAAGUAUCACGUUGACAUUCGUUGCAAAACUAAGAGUGUUGGGUUUCUGGCUUGGACUGCUUGUUUGUGUCAUUUUACAAUCUACCUUCUACAUUAUUAUCAUCUUUAAGCUGAACUGGGAGCAAAUCACCGAGAAGGCUGUGAAACGAGCUCAGAAAAAUCCUUCGUUAUUAGGAAGAGCUACCGUGACAGGCACUGUGGAUAACAGCACCCAAGAUCAAACAUCAAGUAAUCUGAUGGAUGGCUAUAUAUCUGUGAGCACUGAGUGCCAAGAUAGGGGCACUGUGGUGCAGGAUCGAGAUGUGACACAGAAGCUGAAGGGCAGCCGCCUCUCCAUCACCCAACUGAUCCUCAGGCGAGGCCUCAUUAUGUUUGCUGCAGUUGCACUUCUUGCUUUGGGAGCAGGUGUUCACUUCCUUGUGCCUUUGCCCGAGACCAACUCUACUGUUGACUCGAUCAACACUACAUAUACUCCUGAUCAAAUUUUCUCCACCAUGUUGGUGCCAGAUGAAGAGUCAGAAUGAACAAUAGAGAACUGCAAUGAUUCUGUUUAAUGUCAGAAGAACAGAGAAUCUGAGGUUGUCUUCUCAAACCAGUUUUAGUUUGACUUGUUUGUUUCUGCAAGGUGUUGUAAACUGAACACAGCAAAUUUGCCAAAUACUCAUCAUGUUUAAGAGUAAUAUAAUGCUCGUUCGUUGAUUAAUCAAGAGACCAUUCAUUCAUUUCCUGCUCGUCUGCCUUUGUGCCUGCUUGUGCCAUCUGUUACUGCCUGCUUUGCAAUGCAAAUGCUUGCAUAGUGCUGAGACCUCCCAGAAAAGCAGCACUGGAGACUCUGGAGUUAUUUCACUGAACGAGACAGACAUUACUCGUGUUCAGGUAGCCAAGUUGGUGAUAAGUAGGUUCAAAAUAAUACCAACAGCCAAGAUGAACAACAUGAAAGCUAGAGCCAAGCCCCUACGCAGAACCAGAGUCCUGAAA